Molecule: messenger RNA, 795 nt
Organism: Xiphophorus couchianus (Monterrey platyfish)
Lineage: Eukaryota; Metazoa; Chordata; Actinopteri; Cyprinodontiformes; Poeciliidae
Gene: commd8
Product: COMM domain containing 8
Exons: 4
Coding region: 88-696 (202 amino acids)
Source: RefSeq, a predicted model, not a curated record
UUUUCCUACUGCAAAUGAACGCGGCUCGUCCGGUCACGUGAUAGAGAUCAGCUGACCAGAAGGAGCUCGGCGGAAGCGAAUGAAAAUAUGAUGGAGAUUCUGAGCAGAAUAUCAGCAACAGAUUGUGUCAAACUGUGUCACAGAGUGGUGGAUGGGCUGUGUGGUCGGGAGCCUCCAUGCAGGAGUGAUUACAGCACCACCUGGAGCCUGGAGGAGUGGCUGCAGCUACUAGACUUCUUGACCAGCCUGUUCCGCCUGGCGGUGGGGAACGACAUCCCAGAUGAAGAGGUGAGUGGAGCAGGCGGGGCCAGUGUUUUUUGCCCCUCGGCUCAGGUCGUCACAUCUUGUCCUGCUGGUUCCGUGCAGGUCCUGGCUAAACUUUCGGAUGCAGAUCACAGCCAUGCCGACGCUGUGCUAAGCGUUCUCAGAGGACGAUGGGAGGAGAUCCGGCGUGCUCUGCUGGACAGAACCAGCAGCAUCUCCUCUGCAACCUUGCAGGACUUUGACUGGCAGCUGAAGCUGGCUUUGUCCAGCGAUAAGAUCUCCUCUCUGAACACGCCGCUCCUCAGCCUCUGUCUGGAUGUGAGGGAGAACGGAGCGCUUCGGCCCAUCACCAUGGAGCUGAACAGAGAGGAAGUGAGCACGCUCAUCAGCUCUCUAGAGGCUGCUAACAAGGUGGUGCUCCAGCUGAAAUGAUGGACUGAUCCGAAAAGAAGCUGAUGUUUUUGAUGUAAUAAUAAUUUAAUGUUUUUGAUGCCUUUUGUUCCAUAAUAAAAUCCAUAUUUUCCUUUCUGA